AUGGAUCAUCUUAGUCUGACCAUUGCGGCCUUUGCCGUCUCGGUGCUGUCAGCCCUUCCCGCCGUCAUUGCGCUCAUCGUCCAGUUGCGAGAGGGAAAGCCUCGCAACCGGUUCUACGAAGAUGCUGAUGGGGCCGCUACCCCAGAGUCAUUGGCUCGCUUCUCGAAUCGGGGGGUAAAGGCCGCCAUCGUCUUGUUCUCCCUCUGUGGUGUUGGCUCUUCGACUGCCAUCUUGGUGCGCUCGUCAUUCAUUGAGCAGAGCAAUCAAUGGCUUCUUGAAUAUGGCUUCGUCAUUAGUGCUUGGGCAUUCAUCCUUUUACAUGGCGUUUGUAUCGCCGCCCACCAUUCCUCCGUCAAAUCCCAUGUGCUGGGAAUAUGGCUUUGCGUGUCAGCUUUGUCAUUGAUGACUGCCUCAAUUGCAGGACUGAUGCAGUUAUCACCCAAAAUCCACGGCCAUGUGAAUCCUCUGGCAAUGCUAGACGCGGUGAACAUUGUCGCCUCGUGCAUCGUGUGUUUUCUCAGUGUCAUGCUGCCAAGGAGGCCCGACGUGCUGCACAACGGCUGUAAAGUCGACAGACAGUCUACUGUGUCCUCUAUCAGCAAAUAUAGCUGGUCCUGGGUCGAGCCGCUCUUGCGCCUUGCCAUUGUCAAGGGUGAUCUUGACUAUGCAGACGUACCAGGACCUGAUAACAGCCUGAGAGCUUCAGAGCUCCAGAAUGGUUGGAUUCGCUUUGGAUUCCAGUCCACCUCUCUCUUUGACUCAAUUCUAUGGGCACACAAGGGAAAAUUCGCCCUGUUAUGGACAGUGUCAAGUCUCAAGGGCGCGGUGAGCAUUCUUCCGUACUGGUCUAUGCUUAGCAUCAUCACACUGUUGGAGAGCGACGAGAGCAGAAGCUCGUAUGUUAUCAAGUUGCUGCUUCUGGUGGCCAUCAUGACUUUCACCAAUCUUCUCGACGCGUUCGCUUACUUUCUUUGCCAGUGGAUGGACGGCUGGGCAUACUGGUACUCAGUUGCCGACCUCUCCUUGCCCGUCAGAUCCCAGAUGGCUAGUCUGGUCUUUGACAAGUCAUUGCGCCGUAAAGAUGUCAAAUCAGUUACAAAAGAGGCAGAUGGCUGGAGUGAACAUGAGGACAAGCCUCAAGCCGAGGAAACUGACGCGAUGGACAAAGAAACUGUUCUCAAAUCUCGUCAGGCGAUUGUGAAUCUUGUGGGCGUCGACUUAGAUCGCAUAUCACAGUUCCUGCAGUUUCAUUUCCUCGUCAUCAACGGUGUGGUCAAGCUAGCAUUGUUCUCCGUAUUUCUCCUCCGUCUCAUCGGCUGGCUACCGUUCGUAGCUGGGAUGCUGGCCUGGCUGCUGACGUUGCCCCCCAAUGCCUGGUUCUCCAAGAAGGUCCUCAAGGAGUCUGAUUCGCUCAUGAAGCUUCGCGACAGAAAGCUUUCCAAAGUCAACGAGGCGCUCUUGGGAAUCCGCCAGAUCAAGUUCUCGGCGCUGGAAGCCGAGUGGGAGCAGAGGAUAUCUGCUGCCAGGCGAGCGGAACUGCAGGCGCUGUGGAGGUAUUUCCUCGCCGACAGCGGCGUGUUCGGUUGCUGGGCUAUCAGUCCCAUCUUGCUAGCAGCAACCUGCCUCACUGUUUAUGUCUUCAUCAACGGCCGAUUGACCCCUUCCGUGGCUUUCGUCAGCAUUGGAGUUUUCAACAGCCUCGAGACGACUCUUGUCGCCCUUCCCGAGCUCAUCACUUUGGGUAUCGAGUCCUUUGUCUCUGCAAAACGGCUUGGGGCGUAUCUGAAUGGACCUGAAAGACGGAAUAUCUUGACCAAUAACCACUCUGUAGGCUUUGAACGCGCUAUGAUUUCAUGGCCAACUGAACAACGCACAGCUUCAGAGGAUCGAUUCACUCUUUCCGGACUCAACCUGUUGUUCCCUACCGGCGAACUCUCCAUCAUUUCCGGCAAGACAGGCUCUGGAAAAAGUCUGCUCAUCUCUGCCUUGAUCGGAGAGGCAGACCUAAUUGAAGGGUUCAUUCACGCGCCGAAUAGACCAGGCGGAGCAUGUGAGGAUGCUGAGUAUCACCCGUAUGACAGCUGGGAUAUUCCAGGGUCUGUAGCGUAUAUUGGCCAGAACCCAUGGCUUGAAAAUGGUUCUCUCCGCGACAAUGUCCUCUUCGGUCUUCCAUUUCUCAAGAGCAGAUAUGACGCUGUGCUUACGGCGUGUGCUUUGCGCGAUGACCUAGCCAUUCUGCCUGAUGGCGAUAACACGGAGCUUGGUGCCAAUGGAGUGAACCUCAGCGGCGGGCAAAAGUGGCGCGUAACACUCGCUCGUGCUAUCUACUCAAGGGCAGACACCCUCAUCAUGGAUGAUGUCUUUUCUGCCGUCGAUACCCAUGUUGGUCGUUGGAUCCUUGAUAAAUGCCUGACCGGGCCCCUCUGCCAAGGUAGAACUCGCAUACUCGUCACUCAUGCCUCUGGACUGGUUCUCUCUGAAGCGAGUUACAUUGUUGAACUUUCAGACGGCCGAGUAAAGUAUGCAGGUCCCCCUGAUGAGCCACUUAUCUCUAGUUCCUCGUCAUCGGACAGUGAGGAUGGCUAUAGCCCUAGUGCUACUAUCAUAGGAGAAGGUUCUGUUCUUGGUAACUUGGAGGAUGAACCGGCGACACCAGCUCCUUCAAUCCCUCCAAAAGGCUCAAAGAAAUUCUUUCAAGAGGAAGGUCGCGAGAAGGGAACAGUGAAAUCGCGUAUUUACCUGUCAUACCUCAAGAGCAGUGGUGGGAUGAUCAUGUGGUUUGCAUGGGCCGGCGUGUUUUUUUCACACGAGAUUAGUAUUGUCGCUCGUGGAUGGUGGCUUCGUAUUUGGACGGCUGCUACGUCAAACCAGACGAUCCAUCAAAAUGGCAACAUUCUCGGCGCCCUCCAUCUCAUGCAGCAGCAAACGCGCCCUCAAACACCGCGGCAGCUUCUUGUUGAUGAUGAUGUAUCCUUUUAUCUCUCAAUCUAUGUAUCGAUAUCAGUUGCCGCUUCAGCUCUCGCUCUGCUUCGGUUUUUCUUAGGGUAUGCCAUCGCGAUCAAGGGCAGCAAAGCCAUUUUCGACAGAAUGCUUUUCAGGGUCUUGCGUGCUCCUCUACGGUGGCUGGACACUGUUCCAAUAGGAAGGGUGAUCAACCGUUUCACGGCUGAUAUGCACACUAUCGAUGAGCGCAUCAUGAUGAGCUGGGGCUUGUUUUAUAUGAGCGCCCUCCGGCUGGUCGGUGUCUGCGUGGCAACUCUCUUUUCCUCGAGAAGUCUCAUCCUUCCAGCUUUGGUUCUGGUAGGCAUCGGUGCCCUAACAGGAGCAAGAUACUUGGCCGCCAGUCGACCUCUGAAACGGCUUGAGAGUAACGCCAAAUCACCCGUAUUCGAACUCUUCAACACCACCCUCACGGGAAUCUCAACCAUCCGGGCUUUCCAACGCAGCCAGAGCUAUCUGACCCAGAUGCAGAACAACCUCGACAAAUGGGUCAUGACCUCGUUCUAUCUCGCCCUUGCCAAUAGAUGGAUGAGUUUCCGCAUGGCCCUUAUUGCCGCCGUGUUCUGUAUCGCCGUCGGGUUGGUGAUUGUCUUCAACCCCUCCAUUGACGCGGCACUGGCAGGCUUCGCGCUGUCUUUCAUUCUGGACUUUUCCGAAAGCAUCCGAUACGCGAUUCGAUACUAUGGCGAUAUGGAACUAGACAUGAACGCCAUGGAGCGAGCCACGGAGUACAUGGAACUGGACACAGAAGACCUCAGCGGCGACGAACCUCCAGCCGCGUGGCCACGGUCCGGUAACAUGGAAUUUUCCGGCUUAGAAGUGGCCUAUGCGGCUGACCUACCCAGUGUGUUGAGCAACUUGACGUUCUCUGUUGCCCACAAUGAGCGUGUAGGUGUCGUUGGGAGAACGGGAGCUGGCAAAUCAUCCCUGACCUUGGCCCUAUUCCGGUUCUUGGAUACACGAGCGGGAAGCAUUACCGUGGACGGCUUGGAUAUCUCUAAGAUUGCAGUUCAAACGUUGAGGUCUCGACUAUCCAUCAUCCCUCAGGACCCCGUGCUAUUCUCAGGAACCGUUCGGUCUAAUCUGGAUCCAUUUGGCCACCACACUGAUGAGGCGCUAUUUGAUGCUCUCAUCAAAGUACAACUCGUGGAUGGCGACCUGAUUGAAUACGGAGCCACAACUGCACCCGCCUCCAAAAAUGUAAACAUCUUCCACGACCUGUCGAGCCCCAUCUCCGAAUCUGGCGGCAACCUCUCUCAGGGCCAGAGACAACUCCUCUGUAUCGCCCGGGCCAUCGUCAACCGCCCUAAAAUCAUCGUGCUUGACGAGGCUACUUCGGCUGUGGAUGCCGCUACCGACACUCUCAUCCAACAGAGCAUCCGUCAGGGUUUCGGCGAUAGCACGCUUCUCGUCAUCGCUCACCGUCUGGGCACGGUCGCGGACUUUGAUAAGAUUCUAGUCCUUGACAAGGGACGUAUGGCUGAGUUUGGCACUCCGCGUGAGUUGUGGGAAAAGGAGGGUAUCUUCCGUGGGAUGUGCGAGAAUACGAAUGUGGGAGAAAAGGAGAAGCUCAAAGCAACUCACACAGUAGUCGGCAAUGCUAAUUCGGAAGAAGAUCUCGACAGCCGCGACAUCGAAUUUUGGGCAAUUCGUCAGUUUCUCCAUGGUCUGCUUACACCUAUCAAUGUUGUCCAGAACCUGCGCCUGUCUGGCACAGUCGUCAUGGCUCUUCCGAAGGCCAGAGCUCAGCAGGCUCAUGUUCCUCCCGCAGCAGCGCAAAACCCGCAGAGUGAAUUCGCUGCCCCAGUCCAGCUCGGCGACUUCCGGCAACUCUGUGAGCUCAUUCAAGUGUCUGACGGCGAACAGGGCGAGCAGGUUGUAUACUUCCUCGUCGCCCGUCAUUCCGUGGAUGGUUUGGACCAGAGUAGGGAACAUAUCGAGGUGCCAGUGGCUCCGGAGCAGGUGUUGCAGUUUAGCUCUGGAGAGCUCCUUGAGCUUGGUGACUUGGUAGUAAUCAGCAGCUGCGUUGACACGGACAUGGUGAAGAUAUGA
Clonostachys rhizophaga is the source of this 5052-nucleotide messenger RNA. The record is from the annotation of a GenBank genome assembly. Lineage: Eukaryota; Fungi; Ascomycota; Sordariomycetes; Hypocreales; Bionectriaceae.